Molecule: messenger RNA, 827 nt
Organism: Closterium sp. NIES-67
Lineage: Eukaryota; Viridiplantae; Streptophyta; Zygnematophyceae; Desmidiales; Closteriaceae
Source: the annotation of a GenBank genome assembly
CCCGUGAUGAACCCAGUGAGCACCCCCUGUAAAAGCACCUCCGGUAGCAGCAGCAGCUCCUGCAAAGCGUCUACUCUGGCUGGCUACACUGGCUACGUGGACUUAAACGGCAAAGGUCUCCUCCUGCAUUGGAAAGUGACCUCUGAUACCAGUGUAGCUCUGGCCGUUGAGGCGAAAGCAGGCAGUGGAGCAGAGAAAGGGUGGUUCUCCGUGGGUUGGUCCGGAUCCGGUUCUAUGGUCCCUGCUGACGCAGUUAUCGGGAACGUGAAAGGCCUGUUGCCUGUAGCGAGUUACGCUAUAUCGGGGUAUAGUGCGAGUAAAAUCGCGGUCACUUCGCGGUUUGCAAUUGGGCAGCCAGAGCUGCUGACGUCAACCAGUGGCGUCACCAUGAAGUUUGGUCGCAGCAAGGCUGACGGGGAGGGCAUAGCGGCGAUCAACUACAAGGGAAAGAACAAGAUCAUCUGGGCAUACUCGGGCGAUGGAGCUCGCACCAUCAACGACCACAAGAACAACUAUGGCACCACAACUGUGGAUUUCUCCUGCAAGCCUGCACCAACCAAGUGCUAGAAUCCUCCCAUCCUCUUCUCCCGAACAUUCGCAGGAUUCCCUGCCUCUUCUCUAUUUCCCCACCCCCAAAACAACCUCCUUUUGACAAUCACCUUCUUCCCUUAGCCCCUUAUUAUAAAGGGCUUGCCCGUUAUUAAAAAGGGAAGUUCACAGCUCAGAAAGAAGGGGUCUUAGACAUACACUUGUUACUGGUGCCAUUUACGGCACCUUAUAAAGUGUUGAAUGCUCAUCAUGGCAUCUAAUAAAAUGGUUUUGCAUGA